UCCCAGUAAACAGACAGUGCCAGAUCUGUAUGUUGUUAUUUCCGCAAUGAGUUAGAUUGUGUCGGUGUUCUGCAUGAACGUCCAUUCUUCUUUGUACGAGGGUGACGCAACUUGAAAUAUUUAACUUUCACUUUUAACUUCCACAACAUUCUCACACCAUAAAAUGGCCACAAUAAGUUCGACUGAUCCCUUAACAGGGGAUGUGAACACAGAGGAGGAUCCAAGUGGAAGUCACAGCCCUGAAAAAGACCGUCCAAACACAUUCUCACAACAUAAAAUGGCCACAAUAAGUUCGACUGAUCCCUUAACAGGGGAUGUGAACACAGAGGAGGAUCCAAGUGGAAGACACAGCCCUGACAAAGACCGUCCAAACAUGUCUGAUUUGAGGAUAAUGCUGCUGGGGAAGUCUGGAGAACUGAAGAGCAAAGUGGGAAAUAUCAUCCUGGGGAGAGAGGCUUUUGCAACUGAGCCCUCCUUCUUUUCAGUAAAACAGCAGUGUGAGAGAGCCAGGGGACUGGUGGACGGGAGACAUGUGACUGUGAUCAACACUCCUGACUUACUGCAUCCCCAGAUCUCUCAGCUUGAAAUAGACAAGCAGAUUGAGUUGUGUGUCUGUCUGUCAGACCCUGGGCCCCAUGUGCUUCUGGUGGUGCUGCAGCCUGAGAGAUUUACAGAAACAGACAGUGACAGAAUGAGUAAGAUUCUGACCACUUUGGGUGAUCAGGCCUUUAACUACACAAUGGUACUGAUCACCCAUGAUGGCAAAAAAACAGAUGAUUGUAUUGAUGAACAAAGGGAUCUUAUCGAAAAAUGCAGAGGAAGGUAUCACAGGUUCGGCAAUAUAGACAAGACCGACCAUGCUCAGAUUAGUACAUUUAUGGAAAGUGUUAACAGAGUAGUGAAGGAGAACGAAGGGAGAUACCUCAUCUGUGAGACAUAUAAGGAGGCAGAAUCAGGUACACAUUCAACACCAGUGACUGGAAGUGAGCAAGAUAUGGAGAGAGCAAGUAGCAAGAGAGAAGACCAGAAGACCCAGGAAGAAAAAAUGGACAUUUCCCAUAUACCCCAGCGGAGGAGAAGGAGUACUGAUGAACCCCCAACGAUGUCUGAGCUGAGGAUUGUGCUGCUGGGGAGGUCUGGAGAACUAAAGAGUAAAGUGGGAAAAAGCAUCCUGGGGGGAGAGGUUCUUCCAGUAAAAGAUCAGUGUGAGAAAGCACAAGGUCUGGUGAAUGGGAAGCGUGUGGCUCUGAUCAACACUCCAGACUUACUGGACCCUAAGCUCCCAGACAGGAAAUUAUUCUAUCAGAUAGAGAGAUGUGUUACCCUGUCUGCCCCAGGUCCUCAUGCACUUCUGCUGUUGCUGGAGAGCAGCACAUUUACAAAGGGUGAUAAACAAAGACUGAAGAGAAUCCUGGGCUUUUUCAGUGAUGAGUCCUUUAAGUACUCAGUGGCACUGGUGACAGAGAAGAGUAAAAGUUUUUUUAACAUUAAGGAUUCUAUUUAUUCAACAAUUAGUAAGAGUCCUGUUCAUAAAGUUGUUGAGAAGUGCAGUCAAAAGUGUCACACGUUGAACAACACAGAAGAGAUUAAUUACACCCAGGAUACUAAAUUAAUGGAGAAAAUAGAGCAGAUGGUGGAGAAGAAUGAAGGAGGUUUCCUCCGCUGUGAGAUGUUCAAGGAGCCAGAAUCAGCUGCGCUAGGAGCGAUAGAGGGCUCACUGAUGGGGACUGAACAGAAGAUGGAGAGGAAGCAGAAUCCACAGGCACGGCCUAGAGAACAACAGCAAAUGGGAAAAGGAGAACAAGUGGCUGUGGCUGAUAGACUGAACUUGGUGUUGUUUGGGAGGAGUGGAGCUGGGAAGACUUCUGCAGGAAACGCCAUCCUGGGACAGAGGGAGUCCAGUGUGGAUUCCAGCUCCUCUUCAGUGUGUGAGAGGAGAGAGGGAGAAGUGUGCGGUUGCCUGGUUACCGUGGUGGAAAUGCCAGCUCUGUGUGAAUCACAGCUCACUGCAUCCACUGUGUCUCGCCUCUGUGCCUCUCUCUGUGGCCCUGGAGUUCAUGCCUUCCUCCUGGUCUCAGCAGCUGCUCCUCUCACUGACGAAGACAAGGCAGAAAUAACAAGGAUUCGGGAGAUAUUUGGCUCAAGAGUCACUGAGUACAUGAUGGUCCUUUUUACCCAUGAAAGUCCAACUGCUGAACUGGUUCUUGACUUUCUUCAGCAGAAUAAAUAUACGCGGGAGCUUCUGGAGAUCUGCAGCAACAGGUUCUGCGUUUUCAAUGACCAGGACAUUGUGAAUAACCCAAUAGUUCCAAAGCUUCUGAAGGCUAUUGAGGAGAUGAAUAGAGCAACAGAAAGCUGCUUUUCCCUGGAUAUGUACUGGGAGGCACAGCUGGAGAAGCAGGUCCAAGAGCUGGAGGAGAAAGACAGGAAGAUCAGAGAAUUAGAAGACAAUAUCAAGGCCAAAUCACUGGUGUCUGAGCUGAGGAUUGUGCUGCUGGGGAGAUCUGGGGAACUGAAGAGUAAAGUGGGAAAUAUCAUCCUGGGGACAGAGGUUUUUGAAACGGAGCCCUGUUUAAUAAAACAGCAGUGUGUGAGAGCCGGAGGACUGUUGGAUGGGACACACGUGUCUGUGAUCCACACUCCUGACUUACUGCAUCCCCAGAUCUCUCAGCUUGAAAUAGACAAGCAGAUUGAGUCGUGUGUCUGUCUGUCUGACCCUGGGCCCCAUGUGCUUCUGCUGGUGCUGCAGCCUGAGGGAUUUACUCAGAAGGACAGAGACAGAAUGAGGAAGAUUCUGACCACUUUGGGUGAUCAGGCCUUUAACUACACAAUGGUACUGAUCACCCAUGAAAGCAAAAAAGCAGAUGAUUGUAUUGAUGAACAAAGGGAUCCCAUUGAGUUGUUUAUCAAAGAAUGCUGCGGAAGGUAUCACAGGUUCAACAAUAUAGACAAGAUGGAUCAUGCUCAGAUUACUACAUUUAUGGAAAGAAUUAAGACUGUAGUAAUGGAGAAUGAUGGAAGAUACCUCAUCUGUGAGACAUAUAAGGAGGCAGAAUCAGGUACAACAUCAACACCAGUGACAGGAAGUGAGCAAGAUAUGGAGAGAGCAAAUAGCAAGAGAGAAGACGAGAAAACCCAGGAAGAAAAAUUGGACAUUUCCUUGUCUGAGCUGAGGAUUGUGCUGCUGGGGAGGCCUGGAGAAGUAAAGAGUAAAGUGGGAAAUAUCAUCCUGGACAGAAAGGUUCUUUCAGUAAAAGAUCAGUGUGAGAGGGCACAAGGUCUGGUGAAUGGGAGGCCUGUGGCUCUGAUCAACACUCCAGACUUACUGGACCCUGAGCUCCCUGACAGGAAAUUAUUCUAUCAGAUAGAGAGGUGUGUUACCCUGUCUGCCCCAGGUCCUCAUGCAUUUCUGCUGGUGCUGGAGAAUGGCAGGUUUGAUAACAAAAGACUAAAGAGAAUCCUGUGCUCUUUCAGUGACGAGGCCUUUACGUAUUCAGUGGUACUGCUCAUACAGGGGAGUAAAAGAUCACGUAGCAUUGGUAAUCCCGUUGACAAAGUUAUUGGGAAGUGCAGUGGAAGGUGUCACGCAGUGAACACCAAUGAGACUAAUUGCACCCAGGUUACUGAAUUAAUGAAGAAAAUAGAGAAGAUGGUGGAGGAGAAUGGAGGAGGUUUUCUCAGCUGUGAGAUAUUCAAGGAGCCAGAAUCAGCUGCGCUAGGAGCGAUAGAGGGCUCACUGAUGGGGACUGAACAGAAGAUGGAGAGGAAGCAGAAACCACAGGCACGGACUAGAGAACAACAGCGAAUGGAAGUGGCUGUGGCUGACAGAUUGAACUUGAUGUUGUUUGGGAGCAGUGUAGCUGGGAAGACUUCUGCAGGAAAUGCCAUCCUGAGACAGAGGGGGUCCAGUGUGGAUCCCAGCCCCUCUUCAGUGUGUGAGAGGAGAGAGGGAGAAGUGUGUGGUCGCCUGGUUACCGUGGUGGAAAUGCCAACUCUGUGUGAAUCACAGCUCUCUGCAUCCACUGUGUCUCGCCUCUUUACCUCUCUCUGUGGCCCUGGAGUUCAUGCCUUCCUCCUGGUCAUACCAGCUGUUCCCCUCACUAAUGAAGACAAAGCAGAAAUAACAGGGUUUCAGGAGAUAUUUGGCUCAAGAGUGACUGAUUACAUGAUGGUCCUUUUUACCCAUGAAUAUCCAGAUGCUCAACCUGUUCGUGACUUUCUGCAGCAGAAUAAAGAUACUCAGGAGCUUCUAGAGAUGUGUGGCAACAGGUUCUGCGUUUUCAACGACCAAGACAUUGUGAAUGACCCAAUAGUUCCAGAGCUUCUGAAUGCUAUAGAGGAGAUUAAUAGAGCAACAGAAAGUUGCUUUUCCAUGGAUAUGUAUUGGGAGGCACAGCUGGAGAAGAAGGACAGGAAAAUCAGAGAAUUAGAAGAAACUAUCAAGCACAAAUCACUGGGUGCUGAGUGUAAAGAUCAGAACUCGGACUGUGUGAGGAUAGUGCUCGUGGGGAAGACAGGAAGUGGGAAAAGUGCCACAGGAAACACCAUACUGCAGAGGGAGGAGUUCCUGUCUGAGCCCAGUUCAACAUCAGUGACAACCCGCUGUAAGAAAGAAGUAGGAGAAGUAGCAGGCAGGCGUGUUGCUGUAGUUGACACACCAGGUCUCUUUGACACAGAAGUUACUAAUGAGGAGGUCCAGCAGGAAAUGGCCAAAUGCAUCUCCUUUUUAGCCCCAGGACCUCAUGUGUUCCUCAUAGUUCUACAGAUUGGAAGAUUCACAAAGGAGGAGAUGGAAACAUUGCAGCUCAUUAAGAGUACCUUUGGUAAAAAUGCUGAAAUGUUCACCAUAGUCAUUUUCACAAGAGGGGAUGAUCUUAAUGAAUCCAUUGAUAGUUACAUUCAGAGGAGCAACAUUACACUCCAGAAUCAGAUUCAAGACUGUGGAAACAGGUUUCAUGUCUUCAAUAAUAAAGACAAGAGCAAUUGCACCCAAGUGCCUGAGCUGCUGGGUAAGAUAGACAUGAUGGUGAGGAAGAACGGAGGUGGCUGCUACACCAAUGCGAUGUUCCAGGAGGCAGAAAUGACCAUAAAGAAAGAGUGUGAAAGAAUACUGAGAGAGAAGGAGGAAGAGAUGCAGAGAGAGAAAGAUGUGCUGAUGUCAAAACAUGAAGGGGAGAUUAAAGAGAUGCAGAGCAGGAUGGAAGAGCAAAGACUUCAAGAAGAGAAUGAAAGAAAACGUUGGGAAAAAGAGCUGAAAGACAAAGAAGAACAUUUAAAGAAAGAAUGCAAAGAGUGGAAAAAAAGAGAGCCAAAGGAAAAAGAAAGAAGAGAUGAGGAAGAGAAAAAGAAAAAGGAAAAACAAGAAUUAGAGUGGAAGGGGAAAAUGGCUAAGAUAGAGAAAGAGAAAUCUAGAAUGAAAAAGGAGUUGAAACAUAGGGAAGAUGAGGAAAAAAAUAGGGUAAAAAGAGAGGAGAAACAGAGACAAGAGAUGAUAGAAAAACAAAGCAGAGAAAGGAAAGAAUUUGAGGACAAGCAAGCAGAAGAAAAGAAAAAGAGAGAUAGAGAGGAGCAGGAGAGGAAAAACCGUGAGUGGAGAGAAAGAAGGGAGUGGAAACAGAAAAUGAAAGACACAGAAAAGGAGAAAAAAGAGAUACAAGAAGACAUGAAGAAAAGAGCUGAGGAAUGGGAACAGGAAAGAAAAAUGGAACAGAUAAAGAAAGAGGAAGAAGAGAAGAGAAGGAGACAGAAAGAAGAGCAAGAGAGAAAAGAGUGGGAUGAGAAACAAAAGAUAAUGAGGGAUGAGUUUGAGAAAGAAAGGAAAAAAGAAAGACAAAGGAGAGAAAAGGAAAGGAGAGAUAAAGAGGAACUGAUGGAGAGGAAUCUUGAAGAACAGAAAAGGCAGUUGAAAAAACAAGAAGAGGAAUGGGACAAGGAAAGAAAACAGGACAGAGAGAGAAGAGAUCAAGAGGAUGAGCAGAGAAGAGAGGAGGAGAGAGAAAUGCUGGCAAGACUACAGAAGGAAUUUGAGAGGGAACGAGAAGUAGAGUGCCGGAAGAGAAAGAUGGAAGAUGUGGCCAGGAGAGAAAGAGAAGAAAGUGAACGUAAAGAAAUGGAGGAGUACCAUGAAAAAAUUUUUAAAAAAAUGAAGGGGAAAUAUGAAGCAGAUGCAAGAAAACAAGCAGAACAAUUUAAUUCAUUUAAACAGCAGCUUUCAGAAUCAAAUACAAAGUUUGAAAUGAGACUAAUCAUCCAAAAGGACCUACUUGGAAAGGAGAUAAAAAAACUAAGAGAGCUACUUGAGAAGCUAACCGAACCAAAAGAUGACCAUCAGCCCCAGCGUGCCAACCAACCUAAAGAACCUGAAACACAAGUGAAUUCCCUGGAAGAUCACAUCGGGCAGUUGGAGAAGCAAUUUAAAGAAGUAACUAAGCAGCUGAAUGAGUUGAAAAAAAAAAGUAGAAACUGUGUAAUACUGUAAUGCUGCAACAGGCAUGCUUUCCUGUGUUAGGCAUUGGAACAUACCAUUACUCCAGUGCAGAUUAAGAUCUUGAUGUGGAGUGCCCCAUUCGGACACAAAGCCAGCUUUUAAAAACAUGAAUUUCAGGACAUUUUUUAAUUAAUGCUCUUUCUCCCUCUUCCCAAUUUGCCAAUCAUGUCCAAACAGCAGGGGUUAUCAUAACCUCAGCCAUCAUUUUGGGAGAACACAGACAAACGUGCUCUUCUCUGAAGCAUGUGAUGUCAGCCACCGCUUCUUAUACCACAGUUCGCAAGUCAGACUCAGGCAGACAUGAGUCAGAGGAAGAUGAGCGAUUCUGCUAAGUGAUUGUAAGGUAAUGUAAAAGACACUGUAUACAUGUGAAAGACACUUUACACGUGUGUCUCAAUAGGUGCAAAUUGCGGCCACCAGACUGUGGGACCCUGCCAUGCACCAGUUCAGUGUUUUAACAGCAUAAGCCACCCAGCAGCCCCCAUGGAACCCUAUUGUUAAAGAUGUAAAAGCUGUUUGCAAAAAAAAAAAUCAGUCAGAAAUACAAGAUAAAACAAAAAAAAUCUAUUAAUUUAUGCCAAUCCAACCGUUACUGCCAGUCACUCCUUCACUACCAGUCACAGCGAGGGUGCCCAGAUUAAUGCUUCUAAUGAACAGCCCCAGGACACUGGAUGUGGAUGGGCUUCUCCUAGGCAGUGUGUUGGUAUUAUGUGUACAGAGGGCUCUGUGUCAGUUUUGUUUGAGAUCAGUCGCAGUGCCAGAAAUGUCCAGUAUGAGGGGAUGCCCUGCAGAUGUGAGCCCCAAAGUCCCGCUUCUACCGUGUAGCCUGUUGUUCGCUGUUUUUGCCGUGAGGGUUCAAAAAACCAACAAAACAAACAAAAUAUAGCUUUAUUGCUUGGUCAUUUCAUAAUCUUAAAAUUGUAUAAAUGUGACAUUUAUAAAGUGCAUUGUCGCUUAUGAAAUUCACCUCUGCAUGGACCAAUAAAAAAUGCAGACAUUUAAGCAAUUUUGCCUUUAAGUAUAGUUGGUUUGAGCAUGUGCUUUGAAUAAAAAUAUUAAA
Messenger RNA from Anguilla anguilla (European eel), 7547 nucleotides. RefSeq lists its product as uncharacterized. The transcript has 12 exons. Gene Ontology annotation, molecular function: GTP binding. The record is from RefSeq and is a predicted model, not a curated record. Bases 164 to 6478 code for a protein of 2104 amino acids. Lineage: Eukaryota; Metazoa; Chordata; Actinopteri; Anguilliformes; Anguillidae.